UGUAAUGGAAAAAAAUGGGAGAGGUACUGUGGUGUGAGUGCAUUCAGCGUUUUCCCCCCUAAAAGGAGCUUUGUAGUUGUAGUUGAGGUUUGUGCGCUUCAAACAAAUUGAAUUGGGAGAUGAAAAUUGGAAUCCCCUUUGAAGCAUCCCACAAUUUAACUCGCUUCUAAAUUUCCUUGCAAGCAAACCCAGUUGAUUAAUUUCAACUCUCAAGGACGUAGAUCGCCAUAGCCACAGGCUUCGAUUUUGAUUCUGUAAAGAAAAACCCACAUGAAGAUGUCUUCGUCUUCUCCGUUUUUCGGACCCCCAGAAAUGGUUGUCAAGAAUCGCUUUCUGGGUUUCCUUAUUUGGCAGUCUAUUCCUUCAACCAUCGUCUUUUUCCUCUUCAAAAUCUUCGUUUCAGCUGUUUCUUCUGUUUCUUUUACCAAUUCCUCAAGUGGGACUACAAACCCAUCUCCCCCUUUUGCUUCAUUGCUCACUGGGUUCCUUACUUUUCUUACAUUUCAUCUCUCUCAGCUUCUCUUCUCUGCUUCCCUUUCUCUUCUUGCUUCCCCCCAGCUUGAGCGACCUGCCGCGCCGCUUGAGCUCGCUUUUGGGCUUGUUCGGUUUCUUGUAGUCUCAGGCGGUGAUAAUGUUUCAUCGGCAUCGGCUUCGGCUUCGGCGGAUUUUCGCCGUCGGGCUAUGGUUUCGUUCUCUUUGGUUCUGUUUGUAGUGGCAACUGCAGUUUCGGGUUCCUUGGCGGCAGUUUCCAUAUGUUGGGGGAAAUCAGAUGGUCUUAGAAGUGCGUGGCAUACGGGUCUCUUGAUGGGUCUGAUUUAUGGCGUUUUCUAUGUUUACAAGAAAAGAUGGGUUCUAACGUUCCCAAUCAUACAGCGUCCCCCCUUUUUCAGCUUCAAGAUGGGUUUUCCAUCAGCUACCACGUUGGCUUCCAAACUUUCUGCUGCAACUUUCCUAUUUUCAGCGGUACUAAUAAUCCUUCUGCCGGAUCAACUUAAGAGAAAUGUUACAGUCAGGAAAUUCAUUGCUAACCAGGCCAUUCUAUUCAUUGGAAGCUUUGCAGUAUUUCUUUCUUGGGAAUUGACUCACCACUUACAUCGGGUCCUACAUACCAAGAGGUUUGCUUUUGCACCUCCAAAGGGAUCUGCAGCUGCAGAAACAAAUCCUAGUGAGUACCUCUUUGCAGCUUUGGAGGACAGCAACUCAGGGUCUCUUUUGCAAUAUCUUGCAUUUCUCGAUCUCUGCAUGGUUUGUGAGACUAAUGUCGAUAUAUGGAGGAGAGCUGCAUUUUUUGAAGAAACAGGUGAGACGUACAAGCGAGUUAUAUCCAUAUCCUUGAGGCCUCUGGAGCAAUUUGCCCUGAACUUAGGUGAAGGUUUGGAAGGUGCUGUAGACAUAACUUCCCAACUAUCCAAACAGCUAUUACCGCCAAAGGACUCUCACUUGGACAUAAAACAAUUGGAAACUCUUAAAAACUUUCAGUUAUAUGCAUGGUGUGCCCGGACGGUUUCUACGUUGACUGCACGCUCACAUGUGGAAGAUCGAUUUGGGGUUGCGCAGCUCUCUGGUAGUAAUGCUACUGUUAUGUCCACACUGUUGUCUUGCCUGCUUGCUGUUGAAGUACUGAUGGGGAAGAAGAUUAAUAUACAAUCUUCACACGAACUAUUCGGCCCGGCUGGUAUUAAGUGGGCAACAUCGAGUAUUAGAAGAGUAGAUACUUCAGUUGGUAAAAAGAAAAGUGGUCCACUGCACUCGAAGGCAUAUGCAACCGCAGAUGUAUUGAGGGCCUCGAUCUAUCUCAUUGUUUCUGCAUUUCAUAACGAGAUGCUGAACAGUGCUAAGUCUGGUGUUCUUGAGAAAGAUUGGAUCACUGAUGAAAAGCCCCCUUUUGGUACCCGUGAGUUGCUUUUGCAGAAACUGCAUAUUUUCUUGGAUUUUCAAGCUUAGAUAUAAUGGCGAGUUUAUUUUCCCGGGUCGGUGUGCGACCCGUUCAGCGAAUUAUACCGACUUGUUAGGCAGUUUUGUUGUCUUUGUUUUUUUAAAGAGUUACAGUUGAAAUAUGAAGAGAUUGCUAGACUGAUGAAGUUCUAAGUUUGUAAGUUUGUAAUACAUUGCCCUUUAUAAACAGAAAUCGAUUAGUUGAAUGUGCCUUUUUGACAAUA
This is a messenger RNA of Benincasa hispida (wax gourd), 2159 nucleotides long. Its product is annotated as nucleoporin protein Ndc1-Nup protein. NCBI's taxonomy places the organism in Eukaryota, Viridiplantae, Streptophyta, Magnoliopsida, Cucurbitales, Cucurbitaceae. Gene Ontology annotation, biological process: nuclear pore organization. Gene Ontology annotation, molecular function: protein-macromolecule adaptor activity. Gene Ontology annotation, cellular component: nuclear pore transmembrane ring. The record is from RefSeq and is a predicted model, not a curated record.